GUAGCUCAGCCAAAGGCCGGCAGGAAUCACCUGCGCCUGGUACUUCGCGCGACUUGGAUAAGAUGCAGGUCGCCGCUCGUCAUAAUACGCGCAGCGCGGCAGUGCGCCCCAAGGCUGCAGCACGGCGCGUGCAGGUCAUCCGCGCUGCUCGCUAUGCCAACUGGCGUGAGCAGCUGGAGAGCUCCCCGUCGAGCUACAGCAGCAGCAGCAGCUCUUCCGUUGAGCCGAAAAAGAUUCUGAUGAUGGGCGGCACCCGCUUUAUCGGUCUGUACCUGGCUCGUCAGCUCGUCGAGGCGGGCCAUGAAGUGACGCUGUUUACCCGUGGCAAGAAGAAGGUGGCGUACGAGAUCCCGGACGACACGCCCGCCUCCUUCGCGACCUUCUCCCGCUCCAUCAAGCACAUCCAGGGCGACCGCAUGGACUUCCCCGAGGUCGAGCGUAAACUGGCUCGCGAGGGGUUCCAGGUUGUAUACGACAUCAACGGUCGUGAAGCGGUUGAGGUCGAGCCCGUACUUGCCGGUACUCGGUCCACCCUGGAGCAGUACAUUUACUGCUCGUCCGCUGGUGUGUAUCUCAAGAAUGACCAGAUGCCGCAUCGCGAAGAGGACGCCGUGGAUCCCAAGAGCCGCCACAAGGGCAAGUUGGACACGGAGGAGUUGCUCCGCAAGAGCGGCGUCAACUUCACCUCCAUCCGCCCCGUCUACAUCUACGGCCCCCUCAACUACAACCCCGUCGAGGAGUGGUUCUUCCACCGCCUGAAGGCGGGCAGGCCCAUUCCUGUGCCGGGUAGCGGACAGCAGGUCACCCAGCUGGGCCACGUCAAGGAUUUGGCCACCGCCUUCGUCAAGGUGCUCGGUAACAAGAAGGCUGCGCGCCAGAUCUACAACAUUUCGGGCGAGCGGUUCGUGACUUUCGAUGGCAUCGCCAAGGCCUGCGCCAAGGCCAUGGGCCUGCCGGAGCCGGAGCUCAUCCACUACAACGCUAAGGAAUUCGACUUUGGCAAGGACAAGCCCUUCCCUAUGCGUGACCAACACUUUUUCGCAUCCGUCGACAAGGCUAUGGCAGAGCUGGACUGGACGCCGGAGUUUGGUCUGUUGGACGGCCUCAAGGACUCGUACACGAAGGACUUUGGUCGGGGCACCUUCCGUAAGGAGGCCAACUUCAAGUGCGACGAUUUGAUUCUUGAGAAGGUGAAGGGCAGCAGCUUCGCCGCGGCCAGGGCCGCGCCCAAGGCUGCACCUGCCAUGAGCCGCUCCAGCUGGCGGUGAGGAGGAGGAGGAGGAGGAGCACCAGUGCCAGGACCGGGAACAGCAGCUGGACGGGAAGGAGGAGAGGAGGAGGCGAAGGAGGAAAGAAGCCGUGGUGGAUGCGAAUAGGGGUGGGGAGAGGAUGGCAGCGGUGGAGGUUGAGGUGGUGAAUUGGUGGUUGUGGUGGGGGCGCUUGCUUAGCCUUCGGUUGUGCUGGGGGAGCUGGUCCAUAACUUGUGGUGUGCAAGGUUGUGGAGAUUUGGAUGAUGGAGGUGCAUGGAGGGAUAGGGUGCUGGUAAGUCCGUUCUGGGCGUAAUUUUGUGUAUUUGAAGGCAGCUUUGAAGUGUUUUUUUUGGUUCCACUUUUGUUGCCUUCACGUCCGCGGCACCGUGGCACCGGCCUCCGGGAUGGGAUGGAAUCGGUUUUUUAUGUCCCCCCCUACCUCCUCUCUACCUCUCUUAUCUAUGGAAGGCCACUCCGAGGAAAGACGCUGGCGCGGGGGUGUCCUAUCCUGGCAAUUGUGGAGAUGUGUUUCCUAUUUAAGCCAGGGCGGCACACGCCAGUGGUUGCUCAGAAAUACCGCUCGGGAUGUUUUCCAUGGGAAAGAGUUUCUCGACUUGCGGAAGACGGAGGUGUUCAUCGUGACAGAUCCUCCGCCUGUGCAUUUGCUGCUGGGCUGUUGUUGAGCCAUGUUUUUUGGCGUAUUUUUGGAACCAUGUGAACCAUUUUGGAACCAACCCCUGGGGGGGGGGGGAAAUCCGCUUACAGAGACCAACAUCUAUCUGUACCUGUUCGCUUUAACUUCGAGGAUAUUC
This is a messenger RNA of Volvox carteri f. nagariensis, 2062 nucleotides long. RefSeq lists its product as uncharacterized. The coding region runs from base 63 to 1268 and encodes 401 amino acids. Gene Ontology annotation, biological process: rRNA processing. The transcript has 9 exons. Gene Ontology annotation, cellular component: cytosol. Lineage: Eukaryota; Viridiplantae; Chlorophyta; Chlorophyceae; Chlamydomonadales; Volvocaceae. The record is from RefSeq and is a predicted model, not a curated record. Gene Ontology annotation, molecular function: RNA binding.